AUGGGCUCUAUUCUCCUGGGGAAGAAGGAGAAAUAUAAUUUCGGUCUGUAUGAUAGUAUCUAUUCUACUGUUCUCAAUGGCUGGAGCAACUUAACAGUAUCAGUGAAUGCUAAGAGCAGAACAAUGGAUGGAAAAGUGGUACUAUGCUUCAUUAGGCGAGCUGCAGUAUCAAGUGCUGCAUCUACUGUGAGACCAGCUGGUGGUGUGGGGGUGAUUGUGGCUCAGGAUCCAGGUGAUGCCCUUGGGCCAGGCAGCGAUGACUUUUCCUGCAUUGCAGUAAACUAUGAGCUUGGCACCCAGAAACUGCUCUACAUCUGUUCUAGCAAAUCUCUCUCGGUGAAAACAAGCCUCUCUAGAACACUUGUAGGGAAUCCUGUGGCGACCAGGGUUGUAUACUUCUCAUCUAGAGGAGUUUCUCCAGCCAUUUUGAAGACAGAUAUAGCUGCAAUUCGAGCAAGUAUGCCACAACCUGCGGUAGUGACCAUGGAUAAGUAUGUCACAACCUGUGGUGGUGAUCGUGUGGACCAAUUGGAGGAAUAG
Messenger RNA from Ricinus communis (castor bean), 540 nucleotides. RefSeq names its product subtilisin-like protease SBT3.5. The coding region runs from base 1 to 540 and encodes 179 amino acids. NCBI's taxonomy places the organism in Eukaryota, Viridiplantae, Streptophyta, Magnoliopsida, Malpighiales, Euphorbiaceae. The transcript is spliced from 4 exons. The record is from RefSeq and is a predicted model, not a curated record.